Messenger RNA from Lactuca saligna, 786 nucleotides. NCBI's taxonomy places the organism in Eukaryota, Viridiplantae, Streptophyta, Magnoliopsida, Asterales, Asteraceae. The record is from the annotation of a GenBank genome assembly.
AUGUCGGACCAAAUUCCUUUCUAUAUCCAAGAGGAGAUCAUGAAAAAGCUUCCUGUCAAAUCACUAGUUCAGUUUAGAUCUGUCUGCAACGAAUGGAAGAGUUUCAUCGACAGCUCUAAGUUUAUUGCUGCUCACUGCGUUACUCAGCCGCAGAAUCUGCUUUUAAGCUACGAAGAUCCGGUAGAAAAAUCGGAAAAAUGUGUUUCUUUUAUGGAUGAUGACACUUUCCCUCAACAGAGGUUCGUUCAUACCCUUCCCAUGUCCGUUAAACUCCUCAUAGGCUCAACCAUAGUCGGUAGCUCUUAUGGAUUGUUAUGCUUCCGUGGUCAUUGUGGGAAACGCGAGGAUCUCUGGACGAAAUUGGAAACGGAGACUGUUGUUCUGUGGAAUCCUUUGAUUAGAAAGACAAUUACUAUUCCUAUGCCUAACAAGUUUAAUAAGGACCAUGAAACUGAUCUUGGUUUUGGGGUUUGCCCUGUUACUAUUGACCUUAAGAUCGUUGAGAUCACGCAAUUUCACAAAACAAGCUACAAUUGUGAAGCUAAAGUUUAUACUGUGAGCUCAGGCAAAUGGAGAAGUCUAUCUAGCAAUGUUCCGAGUAAACAGUUUCGUGUCUUCUGGGCUCAAGUGGUUGUUGAUAGGUUUAUUUAUUGGUGUGCUUUUGACCCUACGACUAUAGAUAACGAGUUACCAAAUCAUAAUUUUAUAAUGUCAUUUGACAUAACUAAUGAGAAUUUUGGAGUGGUAGAACUCCCAGAUUGUUUAAGGCGCCACUCUCCCUCUUAG